GAAUCGGCUUGGACUUUUUCUCAACACAGACUUAGGGAAUCGGCUUGGACUUUUUCUCGAAAUAGACUUGUGAAAUCAGCUUGGACUUUCUCUCAAAACAGACUCGAAUCGGCUUGGACUUUCUCUCAAAAUGGACUCGAAUCGACUUGGACUUUUUCUCGAAAUGGACUUGUGGAAUCCGCUUGGACUUUCUUAAGCGAACUU
This is a messenger RNA of Funneliformis caledonium, 204 nucleotides long. The record is from the annotation of a GenBank genome assembly. Lineage: Eukaryota; Fungi; Glomeromycota; Glomeromycetes; Glomerales; Glomeraceae.